AGUAAGCAAGUUGUCUGCGCAUGCGCGCUCCGUUCUCCCGGCUCGGUUACCGUGGCGCCGUUAGCAGUCUGUGUGAGGAGCCGGGGCAGGUCACGUGGUGCUGGCUGGGAGCCGAGUGUUAUCUGCCCGGCUUGGGGGGAGGAAGCGAGACCCAACCCACCGGGGCCCCCAGGGGCCACAUCGCUCAACUGCAGCAUGAAGGGUAGAAUGAAGUAUGCGAUGCCUUAUCUGCCUGCUGCACAGGGAGAGUGUGAUAGGGAGGGUGUAUUUGCUAUUGAGGACAGAUUGAGCCUAAUCCCAGAGAAGCCCAAAGAAGGAGACUCCAGGGUCCAGAUUUGGAGUUAGGCACCUUUGUAUGUAAGCAUGCCGGAGAUGACUCAAAAUGAGACUUCUACUAAAACCAGACACAGGAAGAAAAACAGGGAGAGUCACAAUGAGGUGGAGAGACAUCGCAAGAAAAAGAUAAACUCUGGAAUAAAUCGCAUUGGUGACCUCAUCCCAUGUUCUCCCGCAUUGAAGCAGAGUAAGAAUAUGAUCUUGGAGCAGGCCUUCAAAUAUAUUACUGAACUCAAGAGGCAAAACGAUGAACUCCUCCUCAAUGGUGGGGACAAAGAGCAAGCUUGCGAAAUCAAAAAGCUUAGAAAGGAACUGGCGGAGCUCCAGAAAGAGAAUUCUCGAUACAUAGAACUUCUGAAGAGUAAUGACAUCUGUCUGUAUGAUGACCCGACCCUGCAUUGGAAAGGGAAAGCGCGUAACUCCAAGACUUCCUUGGUGGCUUCUCCAGAUCAAGUCCAGAAGCUCCCCCUCUGCCUAAAUAGCAGCCAACUGAGUUCCGCUAACCAGGGGUCCACUGUGCAUGGGAUAACUUUCAACGUUAGUCAGAAUCUACAGAAGCAGACUGCGAAUGUUGUUCCAGUGCAAAGGACAUGUAACUUGGUAACACCCAUCACAAUUUCUGGUGUCUACCCUUUAGAAAACAAAACCUGGCAACAAAGUGCAGUGAUUGCAUCCACAUCCAGUCAGCACAUACCACUGUGUCUUCCUGUCGUCACUUCAGCUCCAAAUACUAAUGAUGUCCCUGCGUCCAAGGGACAGCCGAAUGUUGUUUUCCCUGUAAGCAGUGCAUCUGUUCUUUCUUUCCUAAAUGGUUCUACAAGCCAGUUUCAGUGCUCUUCCAGCCAAACAUCACAAGAGACCAACACUGGUGAAAAUAUGGUUGCACAGCCCUUGGUCUCUUUACCCAACAACGCUUCAUCGACCUGCAGCAGCCUUCCAUCAAGCCUUCUGCCGCUGGUUUCGGAAGUAUCACAGGCCUCUGUGUCUGAAAUAAGUUUACAGGAGCAUUCAAAUCUUCUCCAGGGGAGGUAUUCUGGAGUCACUAGCUGUUCUGAAACUGUAAAAGAUGUAGUCCAGGAGAUUUUCCCCAACAUUGAUAUUGAUUCUAGCCCUGAAGUAACAGUCUCAUCAAUAACAUCCACCCUGGGAAAUCAAGCUGCAUCUGCUACAAACUUAUUGACGUCAAGUCCUCUGGAAAAUAGCUGGUCACUUCCUAUAACUUUAUCUUCUCCUGAACUGAAAAACGUUAGCAGCUUAACACGGAUUUCUUCCGAUGGAAAUACACAAACCACAUGGACAACAUUGCAGUUAGCAGGGAAUACCAUACAGCCAUUAAGCCAGACAUCUUCCACAGUUAUUCCCAUGUUGUUAACUGAGCAACAAACAUGCUCCAAAGAUGCCAAUAGUAACAAACUAAUAGCAGCAUCCGUAAACCUGAAUACUUCAGAAGGCAGAUCUGUUGAGGUGAUGAAAAUCCCACCUGGCUUGCAAGUACCAGCGCAGAUGAUCCACUCCCAGUCGCAAAGUGCACCUAACCUACUCCCUCUGAAUCCUCCUGUUCAAGUAAUUCAGGUGGCUCAGCCUGUCAGACCUGCUCUAAACCCAGUCCCAGCCAAUCAGAACAUCAUAUUGCUUCAGCCUCCAGCAGCAGCUCCUUGUCCACCUGUCUUACGGACUGAUGUUCCCAAGCCAGGGGUGGGGCAACAGAUUGUUAUUAUUCAAGCAUCUCCAAACCAAACUCCUCUUCCUAUAAUGUCUGCUCAGCCAGCCCCAUCUGUAGUGUUGCCUCUUAAUGCAGGAAGCCAUGUUGUGUGUCCAACAAACACUGUGCAAAAUGCUGUUGCCCCCCAGACAUUUGGUGGAAAGCAUCUUGUUCAUAUAUUACCAAGACCUACACCAGUCCCAUCAACUAGCCCCGUGCAGUCUGUUCCUGUCUCUACAGUCUCCUCAAACCAGCAGCCACCAACAAUCUCCUUGAAUGGACAUUUGUUUGCUCUUCAACCAGUGACUCUGUCAACUGGUACAGCCAAUCAAACCCCAAUGCAGAUUAUCCAACCUACCACCAGUGAGGAUCCCAACACGAAUGUGGCUCUCAACACUUUUGGUGCUUUGGCCAACCUUAGUCAGAGCAUAUCCCAGAUGGCAGGUCAAAGCUGCUUACAAUUUACUCUCAACCCCCCUGCACCUUCGUUAACGGGAGCUAAUGUUCCUGUUAAUUGUAUUCCUGUGACAGGGACCAGCACGGCUGUAGUAACCACAGAGAGUACAAAUAGUUUGCCAGUCACUUCCAGCCCAACAAACCUUUUCCCUGGAAAAAACGCUGGAGGAUCGCCUUCAAAUGUGAAACCAAAGAAGACCAUAAAGAAGCCCAGUACUAAGAAAUCUUCUAAAAAGGAGAUCUCGAUAUCCAACAAAUCCAAUUCGUUCGGUGCAGAAUCUUCGAAUGAGCAGUCAAAUGGAGAUAAUCUUGAACAACUGGAAAGUACGUCUGUUUUGGUAAAUACAACCAGUACUGUGCAAGAGAAACUUGAUUCGGUAGGCAAUGAAGUCGUCACCCUGGAAGGAUUAAAUUCCAGUGGGGAGACCUGUAUGCUUUCUAAUUCUGUCUCAGGGGAGCCGUUUUCGGGAGAGUUUGCUGGCUGCAGAGAUCUUCUUCCCAGUGCAGAUGUUUGUUUAAAUCAGGAUGAUCACAUUACGCCUUCAGAGCCUCCAGAAUCAUUUAAGGAUUGUGCUGUAACUACUGUAUCCUCCAUACUUCCGACAGCUCAGAUGCAAGAGUCUUCUGCUACCAAAGUAUCUGAAGAUCAAACUGUACUAACCACAGGCACGAUUGCGGAUGCUGUUGAUGUUUCCAAAGCUUGUGUUCUCCAAGAAGACUCUUCAAGUUUAACUGCUACCGAUCUCCUGGAAGUCCAGAUUCUGGCAGAUGAUCCAAAAGGAAGAUCUCCUUCUCCAAAGGUAGCAACUAAAGAAGUUCUUCAUUCUGGACUGUUUUACAGAAAGGUUAAAUCAAAAGAAGUUACAUCUGCUGAACAUGCAAAGGAAGACCCUCUACUUGUGAACACCCCAGCAAGUCAUGGUACACAGCAUCAGCCUUGUGUUUCUGUGCAAGAAAUAGUGGCUAGUGGUUCUUGUGUUACUAAUAGACAGACUGAUUCUCCUCUUUCCACCAGCUCUGGAAGUAGCCGUAACUUUUCUGUUGCAUCAAUGUUGCCAGAUGUCAGUCGAGAAGAUGUUACUAGUGGUACAAUGACCUCAUCAUUCAAUGGUUGUUCUUUUACAGAACAAAAUGAUAUUGUCGCUGUGGCUGCAAGAGUUAUUUUUGACCAGGAAAACCUCCCCAAAGGAAGAGCAAGAAUUCAGACAGAGGUUAGAAGUGAUGUUUCUAGGGUUGCUGAUUCUGAAAUUUCAGCAGGGGAUUGCAGGCACCCUUACAAGUCACAUAUGGCAAAAGAAAACCUUGCUGUUCAUUCAACAUCUAGUACUUUUAAUUCUCUAGAUUCGAGUACACACCCUGGUGUAAGUCAGCUAUCAGAGAAAACCAAUUGCCCCGUGAAAAUUAACACAAAUCUUUCUCUGCAAAUUUCAACAUCUCAAUCCCAAAGUAUGACGAGUUUAAGCAUAAAUAAUUUAAUACACCAAUCUGGCAUGAACUCAAAUGUUAACCGUGCCAAUAUUGCCCAGACGUCUACAACUUCGAACACACCUGCCACACUCUCUAGCACCUACAAAAAACAAACACAAGUGUCUUCUGCCUCAGAGUUCUCUCAGGAGCAGCUGCAUACUAUAAGGGCCACCGUCAUGCAGGUGACUCGUGCCAACGAUUCCACUUUAAAACACGGUGAGACCAGGAAAGAGUCAAACAAGCGUUGUGCCCAAGAGGACAGCUUGAUUUCGGCAGCCAAGAGACAAAAACAGUGUCAAGCAUCUGUGAGACAUGAAAGGUUGCAGGCUCAAGAGAAUCUCUCUGAACAAAAUGUAGUCUUGGUUAGCCAUGUGCCUUCAAUUCCUUCCUCGUCUUUGUCCUCAAGUAACCAGGGACAUGGAGAUGGACUCGCCACUCUGUUCCCAUCAAGUAGUAACUUUAACACAAACCUACGUCAGACAGAAAUGCGUUGCAGUUCUCAACCUGCCGUUUCAGAACAGAGUCAGAUGGGUGUUCAGCAGCUCCACUCUUUACAGCAUACCCCUAAUCCGAUAUCCCUCUUGCAUAGCAACCAGUACCUAAAGCAACAGCAGGCCAGUCAUUUAAGGGAGCAGCAUCACCAUUAUCAACAGCAGCAUCAUAUUUCGCACUCUGACACCACUAUCCAUUCUCAGUCUCACAAUGUGCAGCAGCAGCAAAGGCUCCUGCAGCAUGAUGUGCAGAUACAGAAGAAAAGAGGACCUGUGCAAGGUGGCCAGGCUACGAGGCUGUCUUUACAGCAGGAUCAUCACCUCUCUGAGCAGAAUCGUCAAAAGGGCGGUCAACAACAUCCUCACCACCAGCAGUUGCCUCCUCACUUUGGGUCUUCACAGGUUGAAAAAGCCUGUGAUAAUAAUGCGCCAAGUCGAAACCAUCAUGGCAGUCACCCCCCGAGCCACGUAAGUCAGGAAAUACUUCACCAGCAUCAACAGGAUGUUGGCAGCAGACAGCAAGGGUCGGUGGUGUCAGAGCAUUUAUCUGGACACAACCAGGUACAGAGACUUAUGACUUCAAGGAGUUUAGAACAACAAAUGGUCUCCCAGGCAAGUGUAGUUUCCAGACCCACCAAUAUGACGUGCGCCCCACACAGGCAGGAGAGGAAUAGAGUUUCCAGCUAUUCUGCUGAAGCACUAAUAGGCAAGAGCACAUCAAACUCGGAGCAAAGAAUGGGAAUUACAAAUCAAUCGUCUAGGCUACCCGAUCAGCUGGAAAUGAGGAAAUACUUGGAUAUUUCCAGAAAUAAAGGUUUAUCGGUUCACAACCUACAAGGGCACAUGUCCAUAGACCACAAUGUUAAUACGGAGACUGGUCAGAGACUCCCUGAUUGUCAAACCUUCAAAACGGCCAGUUCCUCUCAGCAGCAAUCCGGAGUCUUUGAGGUACAGACUUCAAGAAAUAAUGACGCUAAUGCGGUUACUUCUAUGAGAGGCAUGCAAUCACAAGCUUACAGAAUCAAUCACAAUCCUAAUUCAUCCAUGGAUCGGCAAAAGCAUUUACCAUAUCAGCCGAUGCAGGAUGGUCAAAUUACAAACACUCUUCCGAAUAGAGACAAUGAAAAUUCAUGUCAUCAGAGCUUCAUGCAGAGCUUGUUAGCCCCACAUAUUGGAGAACAGGUUAGUGUGAGUCAGAGAUCAAUAUCAGGUCAUCAAAGAUCACAAUAUAAUUCAUCUUCCGGAAUUGAAUACACCUGUCCUCCUCCCACACGUGAAAGUGUCCACCUCCGAAGAGAGAAUGAUGGGCCAAACAGGGAAAGCUGUGAUUUGGCAAUGGGACAAGUGACUUCUAGAAACAAUUCUUUAAGUAUCCCUUUCUCUAGUUCCUCGUCCUCAGGAGAUAUUCAAAACCGAAACACAAGCCCUCAUCCUUCAUUGCAGAAGUCUGCCAUGCGGCCGCCUGAUAGUCAAGGAACAAAGAAUCACUUGAAUAUUCAAGUUUCUAUAAACAUGCAUGGAGUGGUUCAUCCUGCUGUGCCUCAUCAGCCAGUGUCCCAUGGAAAUGUUGACCAGAGGCAAAUUGUCAGACAAGGUAAUCCUCCAAUAGCUCAACGUUCAAGACACCCUUUGCAAGAUGAGGCAGACUCUAAGGUCCGUCAGCCUGAAAGAACUCGUACCGGAAACCAAAGGCACAGCAAUAUGUUUGACCCUACUCUGCCUCACCUUCCGCUAGCUGGCCCUGGCGCUAUGAUUCUUGGACGCCAACAGUCUGUAACUGAGAAGAGGACUGGCAUUGUUAGAUUCAUGCCAGACAGUUCUCAAGUGACCACUGACAAUCCAAAUCCUGACCAGCAUUCACUGACUCAAAAUUUUGGAUUCCCCUUUAUUCCUGAAGGUACAAUGAACCCACCAAUAAAUACAAACCCAUCGUUCAUGCCUCCAGUCACACAGGCCACUGCCACUCGCACACCUGCCUUAAUACCGGUAGAUCCGCAAAAUACAAUACCUUCUUUUUAUCCUUCUUAUUCACCAGCUCAUCCAAGUUUAGCCAAUGAUCUUACCAUCCCUUAUUUCCCAAACCAAAUGUUCUCAAACCCCAGCACAGAAAAAUCCAGCAGCACAAGUUUAAACAAUCGAUUUGGAUCCAUACUAUCUCCUCCACGGCCUGUUGGCUUCUCCCAGACUACGUUUCCCCUUCUUCCAGACAUGACUCCAAUGCACAUGACCAACCCAUCGCACCUGUCCAACUUCAACCUAACCUCCCUCUUUCCAGAAAUUGCCGCUGCACUUCCUGCGGAUGGAUCGGCCAUGUCACCUUUACUGCCCCUAUCUCACUCAUCAAAUUCAGACUCUUCUAAACAGUCCUCAAAUCGCCCUGCACACAAUAUAAGCCAUAUACUGGGUCACGACUCCAGCUCGACUGUUUAAAAGGCAUUAAUGGACCUACAGAUUUUGCAUUCAGAUUUCUUGAUGAUUGUGUGUUUUUAUUUUUUUUUUAUUUUUUCCAUUCUGUAAUGUCUACAUUUUGUUGGGGAGUAAUUUACGGUUAAGAAAAGCAAUGUUAUGGUGGUUAUUGUGUUUGUGACAUACUUGUUUGCUCGUCUGAAUCAGUGUAUAGCAUUUCAUCCUGCAGAUUUACCAUCCAACCAUGAUAUGAUUUUAAUCCCUGCAAAUAAUUAUUUUUUGUGUGUGUGUAACCCAGGAGGACUAACAUCCAGUUUAAAUGACAUGCUAAUGUUAUAUAUGACAUUUUAGUUUGAUUGAGAUUUUAUCACAUUAUUGAUAGAUCAUUAGGCCGUUGUGGAUAGAAUAUUCCUCUGCUGAGCUUUCACGGUGCAUGUAUUGAGCAGGUCUGCCCUUGCUGUGAUGAGACAAAGGAUUGGAUUUAUCACACCAUGUCACAUUUUGUAUUUUCUACUCCGCAUCAUCCAGAUAAAUGGAUAUAACUUUUUUUAUUAUUAUUAUUUGCGCCUCAUUAGGCUAACCAGGGGAAAAUAGCACAACUUAUAUAGUCUACAAUGCUGUAAA
Messenger RNA from Pelobates fuscus (common spadefoot toad), 7482 nucleotides. RefSeq names its product upstream transcription factor family member 3 (gene USF3). The transcript has 7 exons. Gene Ontology annotation, biological process: negative regulation of epithelial to mesenchymal transition; positive regulation of transcription by RNA polymerase II. Lineage: Eukaryota; Metazoa; Chordata; Amphibia; Anura; Pelobatidae. The coding region runs from base 364 to 6882 and encodes 2172 amino acids. Gene Ontology annotation, molecular function: protein dimerization activity; DNA-binding transcription activator activity, RNA polymerase II-specific; RNA polymerase II transcription regulatory region sequence-specific DNA binding. The record is from RefSeq and is a predicted model, not a curated record.